Uloborus diversus is the source of this 2224-nucleotide messenger RNA. Its product is annotated as fibroblast growth factor receptor-like 1. The record is from RefSeq and is a predicted model, not a curated record. Bases 36 to 1112 code for a protein of 358 amino acids. Lineage: Eukaryota; Metazoa; Arthropoda; Arachnida; Araneae; Uloboridae. Gene Ontology annotation, cellular component: neuron projection membrane. Gene Ontology annotation, biological process: synapse organization. The transcript is spliced from 5 exons.
UGGUAAUAUCCGUCAUAAAAUUGGCAAGAGAAAAUAUGGUUAUUAACGAUGAAGUUUUAGGUUCAGCAAGCGAAGGAUUUCUUGUUGAUAGUAAAAGUGAUGUGCCGGAUGAUAAGUCCGGGAACGGGGACACACACAGUUUUCAUCCGAUUAUUACCAGUCAUGGAUUUCUGAAGUGUCCCAGCGUGAAAUAUCGGGUCAUUUUCGGACUUAUAUUCUGCGUUCUACACUUACUCAACUUUGGCGAUGCAGCUGUGUCACUAGAUGAACGGAAUGUGUUUUCCCAUACGACGCAGAGCAGAAAACUAUUAUCGUCCGAGAAGGCGAAAAACUUUGCUCCCCCGUCACGCGUGAGUGACUAUUGGACAUUUGUUAGCCACGUGACUCCAUCUUUUGACAACAAUUAUCCCAAAAACGUGACCACGCAGCUUGGACAAACUGUAUAUCUGCAUUGUGUUGUCAACAAUCUCGGAGAUAAAACCGUUUCUUGGAUCAGGCGGAGAGAUUUUCACGUACUUACCGUUGGAUUAGAUACUUAUACCACGGAUGAUCGAUUUGAGGCUGUUCAUAUGGAAAGAAAUAAUGAUUGGACUUUGAAAGUUAAAUUUGCUCAGCUAAAGGAUGCAGGACUAUAUGAGUGCCAAGUCAGCUCUGACCCAAAGAUUAGCUUAUUUGUAAAUCUCAGUGUUGUAGUUGCCAAGGCCGAUAUUCUGGGACCGCAUCCUCUUUUUGUAAAAACUGGCAGUUCGAUCAACUUAACAUGCAUCAUUACUCAGAGCCCGGAGCCUCCAGUCUUCGUCUUUUGGUACCACGAUGACAGAAUGAUCAACUAUGACUCGUCUCGUGGUGAAAUCACUAUUCAAAAAAGUACUGGGGAUUCAGCCAUUAGUAGACUUUAUAUCAAAGAUGCAACAGCUGAUGAUUCCGGAAACUACACGUGUUGUCCAUCUAAUACGGAGGCCACGAGUAUUUCCGUAUACGUCUUAAACGGUACUUAUGGAGAACGGCCCGCAGCAAUUCAGCACGAUGCUAAUAUUUCCACAUCAUCAUCCUCCAGCCCGAGUUUCUCCUUCUUGUUCUUCCUCCUGUUAACAGUCAUCGUCCCAAGGUGACAGCGCCAUCUAUUGCCAGACACCUACAAUAACGAGCUUUCGGCUCUUUAUAAAAAAUAUUAAAUAUCUUCAGAAACUCCCCAAAAGAAGUGAGCAUUUCGGUACAGAGUUUUUCUUCCCAUCUUUUACACGGUGAUUGGAAUUAUUGUUACUGUCAUCUGUGUGGUCAACUAGAACUUAAGUCUAAGAUAGAGGAUGCUCCAACUAUGUCGUGAUGUGGUGAUGAACAAUAUUUCUAAAUCCAAGAUAAAAUGACAUUUCUUACGGCUGGAAGGCAAAUUUUACCACCGUGUGUACCAAUGAUGUUUAAAUCUGAAAAUUUCAUUUUCAUAGAACAUUUGAGAUGUGUGCGUACUAAAUCUUCGAAAUAAGUUUGUGUGGAACUUCUUACAGAUGACAUUGUUUCUGUAAGCCUUUUCUCCUUCAGAUUUUGUGAAAGACAAAGACACUCUGUGAAAAACUCACAAAUCAUUUUAGUAUUAUAAUGGAAAAUUAUCUUUGAAGAUUCACUAUAUUCAAGGAGAUAAAUAGCCAUUUUUAUCCGUGAGAAUGAGGUGAAUGAUUUGUAUUUUCAGUUAUAUUAUAUCUCAAUACAAUCCUUUAUCAUUACAAGAGAUGCGGUUCUUUGGUGAAGUGAUCCUACGAUUGUGUAGAAUCUACUGUCUAACGGAUGGCGUUCGUGGGAACUGUUUUUCUUGAAUUAAACCAAUCUAAAAUAUGUUUGGCAAUCAAUCAUGAUUCAUCAGUUUUUGUAUUUAUAUUCGAUACUUCUAAGGUAUCCUACCUGUACAUGCGAAACAUACUUUUUGUAAGGAAAUUAUUAAAUGCCAACAAUCUAUGGGUAUAUUAUGAAAACUUUCAUCUAUUUCUUUAUGUUUUUAACUGAUAUGAUUUUCGACCCCUUCUAAAACAUACUUCAGAAUCACGAUAAAAUUACAACAAUGUGUCGUACAACAUAAACUGCAAAAUGCCACGUAAAAUUUUGAUAUUAAUUUUUCAAUAUUCGAAAAAAACUACAAAAAUAUCAUGCUGCAUUUUUUUCUGAAAGGACGUUAAUCUGGUCAAUCUAACAUGAUUCAGGAAAUAUUGGUUACAAUUUUAGGGAAAGAUAA